CCCAAUUUAAUUUUGAUUUUAGAGUAUAUGGCAUAAAUCUUAGGGCUUAUAAUAUAUUGUAUAUGGUUUAGUGUUUAGGGUUUAGUUUAAUGUUUUGAAUUUAGGGUUUAGUGUUCAGGUUUUAACUAUAUAGUUUAAGAGUUAGGUUUAGUACAAGUGUUUGGUAUAAGGUUUUGAGUUUAGGUUUAGGAUUUAUGAUUAAGAUUUAUGGCUUAGGGUUUAGGAUUUAUUCAAGGAUCUAGGGUUUAAAAUUGAGUGUUUAGUGUUCUUAAGAUUUAGUGUUUACGAUUUAGGGUUUAGGAUUUAUCGAAGAGUUUAAGGUUUACUUAAGAGUUUAGGGUUCAAGUUUUUAGGAUUUAGGGUUUAGUUUUUUGCUGCAAUUACUAUUAUUUUUAUUUAUUUAUACCUUUUUUAUUUAAAAAACAUAAUGUAACUUAGCAAAUUCUUAUUAUUUAUUUUCUUUUUAAUAGAUACUGCUGAAUAUAAAAUAACAAAAUAUUAUUGGUUGGUGAACUUACAGGUUCACUCUUUGGGGCGAACCCAAGAACAACUCGGUAUAAAUUGUUUGAUUUAGUGUUUUAGAGAGUAGUAAGACAAUAAAACUAAAGCACAACUUUUCAUUUCUUAAUGUUGAGAAAGUAGGAGUUUUCAAAGAGAGAGAAAUGAAAGGGACUCAAUAACAAUAAGAGUAUAGUUUUGCUUUCCUAGGUGUAUAAUGAAUAACAAUAAGAGUAUGGCAAUACAAUAAAUUAUACAAACCCUAAAAAAAUUUGUAUCACAAGGUCUACAUUGAUCGUAAACAUAAUAUAUUAAGUCCAGCCUAUAGAUCGAUAAGAGUUCUAUGUAUUAUAUAUAUAAUUUUAUUAUAUAUUUAAAAGAAUGAUUUAUUGAUAUGAUUUAUUGUUAUGUAUUGUUAUAUGUAAAGUCCAGUCUUGCCGGUGUACACUUUUCGGUGUACACUUUCGUUGUACACUUUCCGACGUACAUUCCGGUGUACACUUCUUGGUGUACACUUCCCGGUGUACACUUCUUGGUGUACACUUCCCGGUGUACACUUCUUGGUGUACACUUUCCGGUGUACACUUUUGGUGUACGCUUCCCGGUGUACACUUUCGGUGUACGCUUCCCGGUGUACACUUUCGGUGUACGCUUCCCGGUGUACACUUCUCUGUGUACGCUUCCCGGUGUACACUUCUCUGUGUACGCUUCCCGGUGUACACUUCCCAUUGUACGCUUUCCCGGUGUACACUUCCCCUUGUACGCUUUCUCAGUGUACACUUCCCGCUGUACGCUUUCUCAGUGUACACUUCCCGGUGUACACUUCCCGGUGUACACUUUUUUGUGUACACUUCUCGGUGUACACUUCCCGGUGUACACUUAGUGUGCAUCUGAGCUUACAUCUUACAUCAUAAUGCAUAUCUGGUGUACAAAGGAACAUACACUUAGUGUACACCAACGUACACUAGUAUAAGCUCUAGUGUACACUGGAAUUUAUGAUGUAAAGUUUAGGCUUUAAUGCUUGAUUUUAGAUCGUAAGACAUAAAGCUCAUGACAUAAGUAUAAGGUUUUUCUUUUGUCAAAUGAAGUUUUGGAUAUGUAUAACAUAAUUCUAUUCUUUUUGCUUCUUGUGUGAUAUGUAAUGGAUCCAUAAAAAUACAUUCAACUUUAAACACAUACCCUUAGCAACUUGUAUCUCAAAAUUUGAAGAAUUUUAUUUACUUUGUUCUUUCGUCGAUAUUCCUAAGUAUGCUAAUGUAUACUCUAGAAUAUGAGCUUAUUUUAUUAUAUUAGUUUAAAAAUAAACAUUUACACUGUGAAUAAUAUAUCAAGUGCUCACAAUGAAAUAACAUCUACUUUUAAAUAAAUUAUAUUAUUAUUAUUUUAUUUUUUGUAACUUUAUUAAUAACUUUUAUUGUUCAAUACAAAUUGCAUUUUCAGGAAAGGAAUGUAAAUACGUUUUCAAGAAUUUGUUUAGUUGUCUGACUAUAUUUAUUUACUAAAUGGUUUGAAUUUUAGGGUUUGUGGUCUAAUGUUUGGUUUAGAGUUAGUGUAUAGUUUUCAAGGUGUAGGGUUUAGGUUUUAGUGUUUGGUUUAGGUUUUGAAUUUUUGAUUUAGGUUUUUGGAGUUAUGAUAGACUCAAAGUGUCACUUUGAUUUUAGGAUAUAGAGUCUAUUGUUUAGGGGUCAUGAUAUAAAAUGUUUAAUUUAGGGUUUUAGAGAGUAAUAAGACAAUAAAGGUGACUGAAUAACAAUAAUAGUGUGGUUUUGCAUUCCAAGAUGUAUACUAAAUAACAAUAAGAGUGUGGCAGUACAAUAAAUUAAUACUAACCUUGAAAAGUUUUGUAUGUAUAUUGAUUGUAGACAUAAUAUAAUAUUAAGACCAGCCUAUAAAUCGAUAAGAAUCAUACGCAUUAUGUAAAGGGUCGUAGCUAUUAUAUUGUUUUAUUUUUUCUCAUAUUUUAAAAUUAUUCUUUUGAUUUAGGGUUUACGGUAUAGAGUCUCAAAGUAUCACUACAUUGGAGUUAUGAUAGCCUCAAAGUAUCACUUUGAUUUUAGGAUAUAGAGUCUAUUGUUUAGGGCUCAGGAUAUAAAAUGUUUAAUUUAGGGUUUUGGAGAGUAAUAAGACAAAGGUGACUGAAUAACACUAAUAGUGUGGGGUUUUGGUUUCCAAGGUGUAUACUGAAUAACAAUAAUAGUGUGGCGGUACAAUAAAUUAAUACUAACCCUGAAAAAUAUCGUAUCACAAGGUGUAUAUUGAUCGUAGACAUAAUAUCGUACGAUAAUUAAGACUCCUAUGCAUUAGGUAAAGGGUCGUAGCUAUUAUCGUUUUCUCUUUUUUUCUUAUAUUUUUUAAUUAUUCUUUUGAUUUAGAGUUUACGGUUUUGAGUUUUAGGGUUUAGGAUUUACUUUGAAUUACAUUAGAUUUUGAGUUUAUGGUCUUGAAUAUAUGAGUUAGGGCUAAAGAUUUCGAGUUUUUUCAGGUUUAGAGUUUAGGGUUUAAGGUUAGGCGUCUUAUAUACUAUAUAAGAUAUAUAAAUAAUAUGUAUAAAGUGAUAUUCAUUUAUAUUAAUAUUAGGUUCAGGGGCUUUCGAGUAUAUUGAUUAUGGUUUAGGGUUUAGGGGAUGUAGGUCUCAGGAUAUAUAAUUAGAAACUACAUGGUAUGGAAAUGUAUAGUUUUAGUGGUUUAUUAUCUUAGGAUAUAUAAUAUUAGGUUUAAGGGAUGUAAAAUGUUUGAUUUAAGGUUUCAGAGAGUAAUAAGAUAAUAAAAAUAAAGCAUAGCUUUUCCUUUCUUAAUGUUGAGAAUGUAGCUUUCAAAGAGAGAGCAAUGAAGGUAAUUGAAUAACAAUAAGAGUGUGGCAGUACGAUAAAUUAUUAUACUAUGUAAAUUAAUAAUGUUAAAAUAUAAAAUGUAACUUAAAGAAGCAUUUUAGAUAAAAUAUGUCCGGUGUACAUUUUAAUUAAUAAUGUUAAAAUAUGCCCGGUGUACAUUAAGGUACACCUUGGUGUACACUACGGUGUACAAUUUCGUGUACGUUCGGUGUAUUAUGCGGUGUGCACCGCAGUGUACAUAAUAGUUUACAACAUAGCGGUGUACACUGCGGUGUACACUGCGGUGCACUCUCCGGUGUACGCCUCUGUGUACGUCUCCGUGUACGCCCAUGUGUACGCUCCGUGUACACUCUAGUAUACAUUGAUGUACGCUGCGGUGUACACUAAAUGAACGCUCUUUGUACACUAGGUGUACCCUCCGUUGUACACUAAAUGAACGCUCUUUUUACACUAGGUGUACGUUUCUAUGUACACUCUAGUGUACAUUAGAUAUACACUCUGAUACCGUAUGUGUAAGCUCUGGUGUACACUAAGAGUACACUCCUUUGUACGCUAAGUGUAUAUACUCAUGUAUACAUUACGAUAUAGGGUUAUGUUUUGGAUAUCUGGUUUAGGGUUUAGGUUUAAGGCGUAGUGUUUGAUAUAGGGUUUUGGGUUCAGGUUUGAAGAUAUAUAGGGAGAAUUUACGUGUAAAACUAUGUUUGAUUUAGGGUUAAAUAGAAAACUGAUUGUAAUUAUUUCGGAACUAAAACAUGUUUAGUUUCAAAAUUUCAUAUUAUUAUAUAUUUUAAAUAUACAUUAUAAUUAUUGUAAUUAAAAAAAUCAACAAUUCAGCAAACUAUCUAAUACAUUCAUGACAAACUUUUACCACAUUUUCCAAUAUCAUUUUAAUCUACUAACUUUUUUUUCUUUAGUCUACUAAUUUACUAAAUCUUUAACACUCAGUUACUAUCACAUAACCAAAAAAAUAAGCGUUGGUGGUAAGGGAGAUAGAUAUGGAUAAAAUAGGUAUAUUGUUUAGAGUCAAAGAUUUAGGGUAUCGAUACUCUACUAACCUACUAACUCUCAGUUACUAUCACAUAAAAAAAAAAGCGUUGAUGGGCCAGAGAGAUAGAUAUGGAUAAAAUAGGUAUAUGGUUUAGAGUAAAAGAUUUAGGGUUUUGAGCUUACGGUUUAGGGUUUCAUUUUAGGGUUUAGUUUUUUUAGUUCAGGAUUUUGAGUUUAAAGUUUAGGGUUUAAUGUCUAGGGAUUAGAGUUACAUGUUUGAGUUUAGAGUUUAAGGUUUAGAUUUUGGUAUUUUAGUUUAUGGGUUUUUGUUUUUGUUUACGGUUUACGCGAUGUAGGUACGAGGAUAUAUAGUGAGAUACUAUAUGAAAAUGUAUAAUUUUAGUGGUUAUUAUCUUAGGAUAUAAUGUUUUUUUUUUUUUGAAACACCCUUAGGAUAUAAUGUUAGAUUUAAGUUUUUAGUUUAUUGAGUUUAGUGUUUAAUUAGAAUUUCUAUAUAUGGGUAUAUUGUUUAGAAUAUGGUUUAGGGUCUAGGGUAUAUACUUUAGUGUUUAUGGUAUAGAAUAUGAUAUAGUGAUUAGGGUAUAUUUUUUAGUGUGUUAGGUUUAGUGUUUGAUUUAAGUUUUGAGAGUAUAUUUUUUAGUGUUUUAUAUUUGUGUUUACAAAUUUAAUUUAAUGUUUAGCCUAGAAUUUAUGAUAUAGUAUAUAGUGUUUAGGGUCUAUAAAAUAUAUGUUAUAAGGUUGAAUAUAUGAUUUAUAUUUAAUUUUACAUUUUAUUUCGUUUUAUUUUUUUUAGGUGCAUUUAAAUAUCUUUAUUGUAUAUGUGUGUUCAUUAAUAGGGAUUAGAUGAACACAAUUUAAGAGUUUAGAUAAAAAAAAUCUAAAGAAAUAUGUACAUUAUAAUACUCUAGGGCCAAAAUGAAAAGAAGCAAACUAAUUAGGACCAAAUAUGCAAUUAUGAGAAACUUAGCAAUUGUUGUUGAGAGAAGCUGAGACGACGGCGGAAGAGAGCGACCGAUAUGGAGACAAUCCGACGUCGACGACUGGUGCUUGGACGAGAUCACAACGGUUUCGUUUUUGGACCUGUGACGAGGAAUGGAGCUUGUUGCGGCCAUGGAUUCCGGUAAGAGCUUCCACGGAGAGCUCGACGGAGAAGACCGUAACUUGCGGGAUCUGUUGACUUCGUUUCUGUUGAAACCAGCUUCAAUUGUGAGGGUGACGGAGAAGAUGAUGACGGUAACGCACGGAGAAAUCAGAUUUAGUUGUCUUCGUUUCUAUUGAGCUCAUCCCUGCCAAAUGACUCAACCGUAAGACAACAAUCUGGAAAUUGAACAUAUAUUAACCCAUAUGUUAAAGUUAUAUAAGCUAAAAAGUACAAGUUUAUAAGGUCAAUAUUUUUCAACUUUGAGGUUUAAUAUCGACUCGAUUUCUCUGGCACCUACGACUCUUAAGUGUUAGGGUCAAUUUCAUAUGUAUACUAUAAACAAGUUUGUAGCUCAAAAGGUUAAAAUAGUGGGUCAAAUACAUAAAGCUUAGGGAUUAAAAGAUUAGAACUGUCAUUAAUUAUUUAUCUUUCCAUUAGGUAUGCAAAACGCAAAUAAAAAUUUGGACCAACCCACUUCUACGAUUAAAAACUAAACGCGACCCACCCCUAUAACACACCAGUUUUAAACAUAUAGAAACAGGUGAUUUCUCGAUCCUGAUAAAAUCUGCUGACGUCAUAUGUCUGACCGCCACCAUUGUACUCUAGAUUAGGAAAAGGAAACAAUGUUACACGAAACUUUGAAAUAGGAUUCCAAAUGAAAGUUUUUCUGCUUUGGUCUCUGGAGCAAUGUAUAUUCACCACUGGAACAAUAGAAGUUUUCUUGAAUCAUUUUUUCAACAGCAUGGAAUCAGUCUCUUUCGUCUUGGCUCCGAGAAUCUACCAUCAGGUUGUACAUUUUCAUUUCUUCUAAUACCCAAAACUGAAAACCUUUUUUUCUUUGUUGAUAUCUAAUAUUAGUUUGUAAUUUCUAUUUGCAGUUGGUAUCGAACAGAGUUUCGCAUGAGAAUUGGAUGACGGUUUACAAUGGUGAUUUCUUUUUUUUUUUUUUUUGAACACCAACAAUGGUGAUUUCUAAAAACAAAGAGAAGAGUUGUGUUGGGCAAGACAAUGCCAAGUCAUAAUGUCGAUUCUCGGUGGAAAUUCCGGUCGGAUAUGUAUAGAGAAUGAAACAUUUCUUAUAGGUUCAUACAUGGUGAGUAUAGGUCGGAUAUGUAUAGAGAAUGAAACAUUUCUUAUAGAGAAUGAAAUUCAUACAUGGUGAGUACAGAGGUGAAUAUAUAGGUUCAUAGGAACGUUGGGUUUUGUACAAUGCCGUUGACUAUAAAGUCCUUUACAUAAAUAGACUUAAACUUGUUUCCUUAAUAAUAUGGCAAUAAGUGAUCAGGUUGGUUCUACUCACAUGGCGAUGAUAAAAUCGCAAAAUACAAUGUAAGAAUUAACCUUAUCCUUUUUUAGGAUUCAUGAUCGAUGAUCCUUCUUAGCGUGGAAUUCGGAACCUAUACAUAAUUGUUAGAGCACCAAUAACCAGGGUUUUUAAGAAGGUUUUAAAAAUAAUGAAGCAUUUAAUUAAAUCAAAACUAAAGAAAAUUGCAGUUAUCGAUCCUUAAUAUAGGAUUUCUGUGACCGAUUACAAAGGGGAUUUCUAAGCCACGUGUCAGCAAACUAAAUAAUGAGGCAUUUUUUUUGUCUCUCCUCUUCUCUUUCGUGCCUCGUCUUCUCCGUCUCCUCCUGUGUUCUCCGCGGGACGACGAUGACUUUUUGUUCUCUCCUUCACACCUACAAGGUUCAAACGAAAGCUAAAACCCCAUCUCACUUCGUUAAGCCUCCUCUCUACUCGAUUAAUCUCUCUCUGUCUCCUUCUCCGUGGAUCUCUCAUUCGAUCGGAUGAUCUCUCUCCUCCGUUGAGUUUCGAAACUUCUCUGUGGAGAUCGAUGGCCACAUCCACUCGAAAUAAACCACAUGUAAAUGUGGGAACAAUUGGGCAUGUAGAACAUGGGAAGACUACUUUAACUGCUGCAAUCACAAAGGUUCUUGCUGAAGAGGGAAAAGCUAAAGCUAUUGCCUUUGAUGAAAUUGAUAAAGCUCUCCAAGCCAAUGUUUUUGCUCCAGUCUGAUUCGGAUGGUCAAUCUAUGUUAAGAUUUGAUCUCGGCAUGAUCUUAAUCGCAACCGAUGAGUUCUCAGCGGGAAAUAAACUUGGACAAGGUGGAUUUGGAUCUGUCUACAAGGUAUGAACUUUUCAUUGUAAAAUAUGUUUUCAAAACAUUUAUAUUUUUCGAUGAUGUCAUACCGGUUUCAGGGGAUUUUACCGAGCAGACAAGAGAUAGCGGUAAAGAGAUUAGCUGGAGGGUCAGGACAAGGAGACUUAGAGUUCAAGAAUGAGGUUUUACUCUUAACGAGACUCCAACAUAGGAAAUGGUUAAGCUUCUUGGCUUCUGUAAUGAAGGAGAUGAAGAGAUUCUUGUUUAUGAGCAUGUCCCUAAUUCAAGUCUUGAUCACUUUAUAUUCGAUGAACACAAACGUUGGCUACUUACUUGGGAUGUGAGGUGUAGAAUCAUAGAAGGAGUUGCAAGAGGGCUUCUUUAUCUCCAUGAAGAUUCUCUUCUGGAUCAAAGCUUGAAGAGUUUAAGACACUUGCAAAGCUUGCUUUAUCUGACUCUGUUACUACAACAUCAAGGGUCUCAAACCUGAAUCCAUCUGAUAUUUCUCAGAACAAAGACUUAAUAUAAAAUGUGGCCAAAUGAAAAUUUUCUGCAUUAGAAAUUGCUAUCAUUUGCCGAUACAUAAUAUAAAAAAAAAGGAAAGGUUUUUAUGUAAGGGUACUUUUUGGCGGUCAUAUACUAUCUUUUUGUGCAUACUACUGAACUUGGAGAACAAGAAAGUUGCGUUUCCUUCUAAGACUUUUUCUUGUGCUCAAAGAUGAGAUUCACGAGAACGUAUUUCAUAGUAUUAUGAUACAAUAUGCAUAAAUAUUUGAGUAAGUAAUAUUUCAAUUAUGCAUACAAAUUUUUAAGAACCCUUGAUUAAGAAACUCCCAAUGGAACACAAAAUCUAUGAGUUUCUUAACUAAAUUUCUUAACUAAUUUUUAUUAUUAAAUAAAUCAUUAAGAAACUCAAAUGGGGAUAUAGGGAUAAUGAUGCUCUUAGAUCUCUCUUAACAGAAUCCUAUGAUAAAUAAAAUGAAUUAAAAAUAUUUAAGCAUGUUAGGACUUAUUCAGAUCCAGAUUUGGAAGAAGACUAAAUCAAUUUGACUAGACACGAAAAAUAUAGAUGUAUUAAACAGCUUAUAAAUAUGGCAUGGCUAUGCUUCAGAGGUACACACAACACAGAAUGACGAAAUGGAAUGUGGUCAUGGUGGUAAUGAUUGUGAUGGUUGCUGCAAUGGGAGGAGAAGCAAAGCAAAUACGCCAAAGGACUUGGAUAGGUUGCUUUCGAUAUUGUUCUCGCAAUUGCAGCGAUACCGACGGAAAUUGCUAUGAAGGUUGUAAGAUCAGAUGUGGUGGUCCAACUCCUACACAAACAAAUUCAAGGUAGAGCUUUCUUUUUCCGAAUUUUUUGUUCUUGUGGAUUUUGGAUUUUUGACUUUUUAGUUACUGAUUGAGGACUGAGGACUUUAGAUUAGGAAUGAGUAAUAUCAGAUACAUUUAUGCAUGAGAAACAUUUUACAGCUAGCAUAAUUUCCUAAGUAUUGCAAUUAUAAUGAGAUCCUUGUACUACUUCAUCUACCUAUUCUUAAUGUCUUACUUGAUCUUCUAAAUCGUUCUACAUGAAUAAGUGUAUGAAAUCAUACCUAGUUUUUAUAGAUGAUUUGAAAAAAUUUCUACGUCGUUUCUGGUUUGGAUGGUAGUAUCACUAAUUUUCUAAUAUAUUUUAGUUUUAAGUUGGAAGUUUUUUAAGCUCGGUUAUGAUACUGGACUAGAGUUCAGUUUUUCAGUGUAAGAAACUAUAUCUAUUUAAAACCAUAUCAUCGACAUGGUUACGUUUUUAGAUCAAUUAUUUUUUUGUCUGGACCGGAUUUAACCCAAUUUACAUAUAAUCUAAACUGAACACCUCCUUUUUUCAUUAAUUCUUUGUAUUAUUGUGAUACUGUC
This is a messenger RNA of Brassica napus (rape), 9468 nucleotides long. RefSeq names its product cysteine-rich receptor-like protein kinase 38. NCBI's taxonomy places the organism in Eukaryota, Viridiplantae, Streptophyta, Magnoliopsida, Brassicales, Brassicaceae. Bases 8675 to 8911 code for a protein of 78 amino acids. Gene Ontology annotation, molecular function: protein kinase activity; GTPase activity; GTP binding. The record is from RefSeq and is a predicted model, not a curated record. The transcript has 4 exons. Gene Ontology annotation, biological process: protein phosphorylation.